Staurois parvus is the source of this 507-nucleotide messenger RNA. The record is from the annotation of a GenBank genome assembly. Lineage: Eukaryota; Metazoa; Chordata; Amphibia; Anura; Ranidae.
GGGGCCCGAGGCCUGUCGCCCCGCCUGAGGGCCCGAGGCCUGUCGCCCCGCCAGGGGGCCCGGUGCCUGCCACCCCGCCCGGGGGCCCGGUGCCUGCCGCUCCGCCCGGUGGCCCGCUGCCUGCUGCUUCGCCUGGUAGCCCGAUCCCGAUGUGCCUCUUGCCCGGAGUCCAGCCCGAUGUGGCCUCUGCCCGGAGUCCAGCCCGAUGUGCCUCUGCCCGGAGUCCAGCCCGAUGUGCCUCUGCCCGGAGUCCAGCCCGAUGUGCCUCUGCCCGGAGUCCAGCCCGAUGUGCCUCUGCCCGAGUCCCCAGCCCGAUGUGCCUCUGCCCGAUGUGCCUCUGCCCGGUGUGCCUCUGCCCGGAGUCCAGCCCGAUGUGCCUCUGCCCGGAGUCCAGCCCAAUGUGCCUCUGCCCGGAGUCCAGCCCGAUGUGCCUCUGCCCGGAGUCCAGCCCGAUGUGCCUCUGCCCGGAGUCCAGCCCGAUGUGCCUCUGCCCGGAGUCCAGCCCGA